AUACUCAGUAAAUUGUAUUCCUCAUAUUGUCUUGAGCAGCAAGACCCUUUCAUUGUCAGUUUCAUUUCCUGUCCGACCAUUAUCAUCACAUGUCAUCAAUAGUUCUCCUUUGUGGUGUCAUCACAAAAACAAGUAACUUUAGAUCAGGGGCGGGCAAAGUCUGAUGCUCAAAGUCAUUUAUAGAUUAGGUCAUGAAAUAUUAUAGUUCACAGUUAAUUUGUUUAGAAUCCAUUAUCCAUAUUUCUUUUUUAAUGUCAAAUAUAUGUCAGAUUGUAAAUACCCUAAAAGUAUUUGUAAAAUGGGUUCAUGUAAUAUUUUCAUUGGACUGAUUAUAUUUCAUGAGAUGAAUGAAUAAAAAAUAAUACAUGCAUUUAAUUAAGACUUUUUUGUCAACACAACAGCUACAUGAAUGCAACAAAUAUUACACGACUCCAUAAUGCGAGGUGAAUUCUUGCAACAUUUGAUGACAUCACACAUUCGAACGGUUCGAACACCCACAUUUUGUAUGUUUGACCUUUGGGACCAGAAAUGUUGUUGGAUUUGGAAAAUGUGGAAACGUGAAUGCAGAAAGUGAAAGAGGAUGGGGAGAGUGUAAAAAAAAAAACAGGAUGACAGUAGACAGAAGAGAAGCGCUUGGAUCCGCUUGUGGGAACUCAGUCGCAGUAUUUAUGGCUGUUUAUCUCUCCCACUCGUCCUGCAGGAAAGUCACAUUUUCCACCGGGGAAUAAGCAGUCAAGAGUCAAGUCGUCCCAAUGGGACAGAGUGAAGACGGAUCACCUCACCAUGAGCGACUCUCGAGACUAAAUUCAUCUGGCUUGUCGGACGCCUCCAACGACACAAAGAAAAACCAUGCCGAGUCGUACUUCUCGCGACGGGAGAACAGAUUGUCAGCAAGAAAAAAGGCAGAAGAGGAGAUAGCGUGUAAUGAUUACAAAAAGAUGUAUGAAAAAGCACUGGCCACCAAUCAGAGGCUCAAGUCUAGACUGGAAACCAGUAAACAGGAAUUGGUUGUGAUCCAGGAGCAGCUGCAGAGAGCUCAGCAGAAGGAGAGAAAGAGUGAACUGGGUUCCAACCUGCUUGAAACAGAGAAAAAGGACAGUCAGAGUCUGAGGAAGAAGAUAUCUGACAUGGAAGAACAAGUGAAGGUCAAAGCAGAACUUCACACAGAAAACCAAAGACUGAAGGAUGAAAACGGAGCAUUGAUCCGCGUCAUCACCAAAUUAUCCAAGUGAUUUAAUGCAAGAUGAACGCAGGAGGGAUUAUGUGAUCUUCGCUACCUGUUUUGUCUCAUGAAAACAACACAAACAGGUGAUCCCUCUGAUUCCUGUUUUUUUUUUUUUUUUGGUGUCACCGACGGGUGAAUCCCCAUUCGCAUGCAAAGACACGGCCUACAGGGCAUUAUUCAUCAUUCCAGAACAUAAACUUCCAUACAAAUUCUAAGCCUUACAGCCUAGUUUAUCACCAUGGAAACGGUGAUCUAUGUAGUCCAUGUGAAAUAAAUAUCACAGUGACAGUUUAGCUCGAAGUGUGAUAUCACAAUCUCCCCCUGAAUAUGAGGCAGUAGUCCAGCUUUUAUUUCAUGGUACAGUAUUUACAUCUAGAUGUGUUAAACAGCUCAGGACAGAGAGUCCCUUUUGUUUGAACCCACCCACUUCUCAAGUAAGCAAAAGUACUGGAACAUGUGACUGAUGCUCAAGUGUUGCCUUUUAGAGUGAUUGCUUAAGUACUAGAUAGUGCUUGUUUUUGGCUUUAGGCUUCAAAUGUUUAAACUGCAUUUGCUGUUAAGCAAAUACGAAGACAAGAGAGCUGUUGAUGGGAGGAAAGAAAACCAUUUUGAAAAGCUGAGAGAAGAGGGAAAACCGAUCAGCAGAAUUGCACAAAUAUUGGGCAUAGCCAAUGCAACAAUGUGGAAUGUCCUGAAACUGAAAAAAAAAAAACUAUUAUUGUACUAAGCAACAGAAAACACAUUGUCUAUGGCGUUAAGGUCUGAUGAUUGACUUGCCAGUCGAACACCUUCCAAUUUUACCCCGGAUGAAGUCCUUUGCUGUGCUGGCAGUGUGUUUUGGGGCAUUGUUGCAUGAUGAAGCUUCCCCGCCCCAAUUAGUUUGGAUGCAUUUUUCUGUAAAUUGCCAAAAAUUGACAUCCCAAUUGGCUAUGCCAAAUUUGUGUGCAAUAUCUUUGAUCAAAUUUCCCUCUUCUCUCUGCUUCAAACAUAGUUUGCUUUUGUCCCAUUGACAGCUUUCUGGUCUUCUUGUUUGCUUUUCAAGCCAAAGCCAAAAAUAAGCACUAUCUAAUAUUUAAGCAAUCAAU
Hippocampus comes (tiger tail seahorse) is the source of this 2310-nucleotide messenger RNA. Its product is annotated as protein phosphatase 1 regulatory subunit 12B-like. The transcript is spliced from 7 exons. Gene Ontology annotation, molecular function: protein kinase binding; enzyme inhibitor activity; phosphatase regulator activity. The record is from RefSeq and is a predicted model, not a curated record. Bases 753 to 1232 code for a protein of 159 amino acids. Lineage: Eukaryota; Metazoa; Chordata; Actinopteri; Syngnathiformes; Syngnathidae. Gene Ontology annotation, cellular component: cytoplasm.